This is a messenger RNA of Clunio marinus, 204 nucleotides long. NCBI's taxonomy places the organism in Eukaryota, Metazoa, Arthropoda, Insecta, Diptera, Chironomidae. The record is from the annotation of a GenBank genome assembly.
AUGAAACCUGUUAAUACAGAGCGUGAUGAUACAAGAAGCGAAAGAUUGUCGCAAGCUGUUUUGUUUAUUCAGAUAUGCAAUUUUAUACAAAGCAAGAAAAGCAGCAGUUUCAGGAAAUUUAAAAUGUGCAUGAGUAUCCCUGAAAAAUCAAAUUUAGUAUCAAAAUUUGAUACUCAUUCUAUUUAUUCUCCUAAUGGUCGUUAA